AGCAACAUAGACCUGUUACAUCUCUCGCUCUCUCUCUCUCUACUUCCUAGAAAGUCAACAAUGGCGUACGACUACCACCCAUUAAGAACUCCCAUGGAACUCAAAGUGACCAUCUCCUCUUCCAAAGACAUCAAAAACGUCAACUGGCGUCACGGCCCUCUCAAGCCUUACGCCGUCGUCUGGGUCGACCCCAAAACCAAGCUCUCUACCCCAGUUGACCACUAUGGUGAUACCUGUCCCAAUUGGGACAAAACACUUGUCAUCCCUCUCACCGUCCCGAUCGACGAAGCUACCCUCUACAUCGACAUCGUCCAAGCCGACGCCGCCGAAGACACCAAACCCCUGAUCGGUUCCGCGCGGGUCCCACUCAGGGAAAUCGUAGAUGAGGUCGGCGUUGGCGAAUCUGCUUGUCGUUCUCUCCAGCUCCGGCGACCCUCUGGACGCCCCCACGGCAAGUUAGAGGCUAAGUUCGUGGUCGUCGAUACUCGCUAUCGUGCACCGGAUCCAUACUACACACCCUCUUAUGGCGUUCCGCCUCCACCCGCUUCCGCUUCUUCUCGGGACUACUCCGCACCUUACGGUUAUCCUUAUGCCACUCCAUCGCCUUAUGCGGCGGCGCCACCACCACAGGGAGAAUAUGCUCCGGCGUACGGUCAGCAGUCGGCCUACGGUCAGCAACCGGAGUAUGGAUAUGGCGGCGGCGCUGUGGAGGAGAAGAAGAAGAGUAAGUUUGGUGGGAUGGGAAUGGGAUUGGCUGUGGGUGCGGUUGGAGGAUUGUUGGGUGGGUUAGCAUUGGCAGAGGGAGCAGAGUAUUUGGAGGAUAAGAUCGCUGAUAACGUGGCUGAGAAGGUGGAGGAUGAUUUAGGCUAUAAUAAUGAUUUUCGUGGCGGGGACGAUGAUGGUGAUGGUGGGUUUGGUGGUGAUGACUUCUAAAAUGCGCAAAGGGUGGUGGUGGUGGUGUUCUUCUUUUCUUUUUUUUUAUUUAAAUAAUCUGGGUUGUUGACAUGUUUGAUUUCUGGGUACGGAGGAUGAAUAAUCUGUCCUGCCAUAAAAGAUAGAAUUAGAAUUUGAUUGUGAUCCUUACCAAAAAAAAAAAAAAGAAUUUGAUUGUGAUCCAAGAGUUCUUGGUCGCUGGAAUA
Macadamia integrifolia is the source of this 1139-nucleotide messenger RNA. RefSeq names its product protein SRC2-like. The transcript has a single exon. Gene Ontology annotation, biological process: defense response. The record is from RefSeq and is a predicted model, not a curated record. The coding region runs from base 61 to 933 and encodes 290 amino acids. NCBI's taxonomy places the organism in Eukaryota, Viridiplantae, Streptophyta, Magnoliopsida, Proteales, Proteaceae.